AUUACUAAAAAAUUAUUAUACGCCCUUUGAAAAAAAGGAGAGAUAGAGCCGAUGAUGAGUGUGAGAGAGAUGGAAUGAACGUAAGAUCAUUCUAUAAAAAUCUGGGUAUGUGUGUCAGGAUUAAAACAUUCAGUUUGGAAUACCAUUGGUUUGUCAUCGUCUGAAGAGUGCAUGGGCCGGAUGUAGAUAAGGAAGGGGGCACAACGAAGGGUCUGCAGUUGGAGAGAGAGGUGAGUAUGACAGAGACGGAAUGAACUUUAGACAGCAAUUGACGAGUAUGAGAGAGAUGGAAUGAAUGUGUUUUCUGUAAAAAAUUAUUUCAUAAAAUUGUUUGUUCCACGCCUUCACGCACUGAGGAAUGCACGUAGGGUCAUAUGUAGAAAAAGUCUCUCUCCCUUCCAUAUUUAGAAAGAGUCAACAACGGGAUAUCUUAAGAGCAUCAGCGCACCAUGUCUCUCGUCACCGACGCUGCUACGAAGCAAUUGCUGCGUAUGCAAGUAACGCUUCUUCGAACGUUGGAGCAAUAUUUGGUGUGGGAACACCAGUAUGAUACGCUCAUCGAAUCGUUGGAGGCGCAAGUUCGACUGAAGCAAUCACGACUGAUAAAAACGGGAUGGCAUUACGCAGUCACUUCGCAAAUCUUACGUCUCGAAUGUUUGAAGCAGGUAACACAUCAACGCUUCAUACAUUGGGGCGGCGGAGUAUCAAAUGAUUGUGGAUUAAUAUGGCGAGAAAUCGAGAGCGCAUUCGGAAAUCACUUGUCAACCGGUGUUGUGAUUAAUCGCGAUCACAUUGACCCACGAAAGUUUCUACUGGAUGCGGAAUUCACCGUGGGCGAUAAGCGAGCGAAUAAAAGUGUCAUGAUGGGAAAUGUUGAACUUUUUGCAACAUCGGAUCUGAAUGAGUAGUAUCAGAAGCGAGUCAUGGAGCCGACUCUGAAAUCGCUCGAGGAGUCCCAGGAGAGUGACGGUGGCUGGACCCUAACAUCGAUAACCAAUCUAACAGUGAACAUCAACAAGUACAAUGCUUUGCGUGCGGGAUGUCACAUUCCAUUGGCGAAACGCAUACUCUUGAAGAAAGACGUUGUGAAUAUAAAAUCACGAGAUAAUACGUGUUUCGGAUGGGCGAUGGCUGCUGCGCUUCAUCCAGUCAUCCAACACAGUGAUCGUACAUCUUCGUAUCCACAUUAUUCAACGAUAUUUAAUCUUCAAGGCAUCAGCUUCCCUAUGACGUUGAACCAAAUUGGGAAAUUUGAAAAAUUGAAUA
This is a messenger RNA of Venturia canescens, 1266 nucleotides long. RefSeq lists its product as uncharacterized. The record is from RefSeq and is a predicted model, not a curated record. The coding region runs from base 450 to 908 and encodes 152 amino acids. The transcript is spliced from 2 exons. NCBI's taxonomy places the organism in Eukaryota, Metazoa, Arthropoda, Insecta, Hymenoptera, Ichneumonidae.